AUGGCUCUCCCUUUCGCGCUGCGGCCCCAGCGGCCAGCAGCAGCAGCAGCAGCAGCAGCAGCAGCUCUUUCUCUUCUCUUUUGCUGCUUCCUUUCCGCCCUGCAGCAGCCAGCUGCAGCAGUGACGGUGAGCCCCCGCGCAGCUGCUGCUCGGCCCAUCCUUGCUGCGCUGCUGCUGCUGCUGCUGCUGCUGCUGCCUUCUUGCUGCCAGGCUGCUGCUCCGGGGCUCCCCUGCUGCUGCUCUGCUGCAGCUGGCGCGCAGCGCCAGCAGCAGCGGCUGCAGACGUGCUGCAGCAGCAGCAGCAGCACCCAACCCAUGCAGCUUUCAGUACCCUGGGGCCCCGGGGCCCCCGGGGGCCCCGGGGGCCCCCGGGGCCCUGGGGGCCCCCCAGGUGGCGGGGGAACUGUUUUGCGGCUGUCUGCUGCUGCUGGAUUUGAAGAAGCAGCAGCAGCAGCAGCAGCAGAAGCAGCAGAAGCAGCAGAAGCAGCAAGCCUCUGGCCCGGAGGCGUUGCGGUGCAGCAGCAGCUGCGCGAGCAGCAGGAGCUGCAGCAGCAGCAGCAGCAGCAGCAGCAGCAGCGCAGCCGCGGGGUGUACCGACACCUGUGGGCGGAGCAGCAGGCCCCGGGUGUACGUACACCUGCUGCAGACACCCCACAACUCGCGGAGGAGUCCAGAAGUCUCCGAAGUGGCAUUUCUUCUUUUUUGGAAAAGUCUGUAACUUCAACAAAUACUCCAAGUGCUUUUACAGUUGCAGAUCCUUUUGCUUCCUGGCUGCCUGCUGCUGCUGCUGCAAAGGCAGCAGCAAAGGGGCCCCCGGAAGAGGGCCCCCCGGCGGAGGCUGCUGCUGCUGCGCAGCCGCCAGAGCAGCAGCAGCAGCAGCAGCCUGCUGCUGCUGCUGCUGCCCCUGCUGCUGCUGCUGCGCCAGAAGAAGGCUCCAAGCCGGAAGCUGCUGCUGCGCAGCCAGAGGCCUCCGAGGAGCAGCAGAAAGCGAAGGAGCCGGCUGCUGCAGCAGCUGCUGCUGCUGCUGCUGCAGCAGCUGCUGCACAAGAGGCUCUUGCUGCAGCAAAAGCGGAAACUGAGCGACACGCCGAGGAAGAAGCCGCGAGGCUGCAGCGGGAGCAAGAGCAGCAGCAGCAGCAGCAGCAGCAGCAGCAGCAGCAGCAGCAGCAGCAGCAGCAGCAGGACUCCGAGGCCAGCAGAGCCGGGAGGAGGAAAGAAGCUGCCAAGGGAGAAAAGUCUCUUGAAAAAGCUCUUGCGCAAAAGUUUGAAAAGUUGAAAUUGACAGAACAAGAAACAAAAGAGUUUGUUGACACUAAAGCUGCUGCUGCUGCUGCUGCUGCUGCUGCUGGCGGUUGGCCUGCUGCAGAGCUUGCUGCUGGGGCGUUGCGUGCUGCUGCUCGCAGGUACGUGGCGUUUGUGGUGCUGCUGCAGUGCCUCGUGCGGCAGCUAGCAGCAUGGAUGCGCAAAGUCGACGAAGAAGAAGAUGUGACGGAAAUCGCCAGAAAAGCAGAACUUGCGGAAAACUCCUGCUUCGGCCGCUGCCUCCACUCCGAAGACAUUGCCAAGGCUGUCUUCGUCGCACACAGGCAAGCCACACGCCAGUAG
Eimeria necatrix is the source of this 1605-nucleotide messenger RNA. RefSeq lists its product as hypothetical. The record is from RefSeq and is a predicted model, not a curated record. Lineage: Eukaryota; Apicomplexa; Conoidasida; Eucoccidiorida; Eimeriidae.